AUGCAGCAUCGAAACAACUGCAGGUAUAGCAGAGUGUCUGCUUACAUCUUUCCUCAAAACAUUUCCAUGGAUCAGCGAAUUUCCCAGCGUUGCGACUCCACCGCAUUCGACGUGUCGGAGUACCAGCCAGAAGAUGACGAUCACGUACUAACCGAACGGAUUGCCAAUCGUAAGGGCUUAGCCUAUCGUUUGCGACGCUUAUUUCUAAUCGAUAGACAUCAUCCGAGUUCCGCACUGCAUUUCCGAUCGCAUUACCUCUAUCGGCGCGAGCUGGCACGCCAAGUACGCAGCAAGUAUUGGUACAUCAUUCAUCCCUUCAGCCAGUUCCGAUUCUACUGGGAUAUGUGGUUGAUCGUGUACUAUUACGCCAUUGCUAUGCUGUUUCCAUUCUUUUUCUCCUUCACAACACUCGUGCGAGUUGGUGGCAGAGCAUACGUGAUUUCGAUGAUCCUUAACUUAAUGGGUACGUUGGAUUUUGCGGUUCGUGCCUGUACCGGAUAUUUGGAAGACCAAUCAAAUAGAGAAGUCGUUUUGCACCAUGGAAAGAUUCUACUAAAUUACCUAAAGAGUGAUAUGAUAGUCGACGUGAUCGUUAUUUUUCCUUCGACACUAUUAAUCGGAGUUUACUUCGAAAAUUCUAACCGUUCUGUACCUGAAACUGUGUAUAUGGACAUUGUUCAUGGCAUGCUAAUGCUGAAGAUAAUUUCCUUGAGACAUAUUUGGGGAUAUAUGGAAAAUGUUUUUGAGCGUUACAAAAUCGAUCUCCUUAAUUACUAUAUUCUUCGGGUUGUUCUGACGUCUGUGCUGAUCGUGCAUUGGUGCAUAUGUAUCUACAAAAUUGCCAUAUUUGAAUGGGAUGCAAAUGAAAGUGAGGAAGGUUUGUCGUAUAUGGAAGCGCUUAAUCAGUAUGCAGUGUGUCUCUAUUCGGUGUCAUGGUUCAUGUUUGCGUACAGCUUCAUUGAUCGAGACAUUCCCAAAGAUGCUCGAUCGAAGGCAUUCAGUACGGCCUGUAUUGUGAUCGGAUACAUAUUUAAGCUUUUCAUCUUCCUGCAAAUAAUCAACCUGGUCGAGAUAAUGAGCUCCAUGGAUAGAAAGUAUGCCGAAGUAACGAAUCAGCUCCAAACGUAUGUUCGUACGAAACAGCUUCAUACGGUCGAUAUGAAACAACGAUUGUUGUAUUACUAUGCCAAACGGUAUGAGAACUGCUUUUUUCAAGAGGACAUCAUAAUGGAAAGCUUAUCCGAUACUCUCAAGAAACGAAUUAAAGACUACAGCGCAGCUAACUUUUUGAAAACGGUGAAAAUAUUUGAUGGUAUUCCAAUCGAUGUCCUGCUUCCGUUAAUGGAAAGGAUGACGAAAGAAAUAUACCUACAGGAUGAUCUGAUCAUCAAAGCAGGAUCAUUCGGGGACAAGAUGUAUUUCAUUAUUGUCGGAAUGGUAGCGGUUUAUACUCAUAGUCGCAAAGAAAUUUGUCACUUGUCCGACGGCGAUAACUUUGGUGAAGUGUCGAUGUUUACUCGUAAAAAGCGUAUUGUCAGUGUGGUUGCGGUGGAGUUCACCCAAGUAUACGUGGUUGAGCGAAUGGCGUUCAAAACUCUGUUUCCCGCCGAUCAUGUUGUACAUCAGCGCCUGCAGGAAAUGGCCAAUAAACGCAUGCAGAUAACUUUAGUGUUCGAAGAACAGCACAAGAACUAUCUGCUAAAGAUGGGAAUGAGUCAAAAUGAGAUCAAGAUCGGGAUAUGAUUCGCCGAAGAGCAGCAUCAAAAGGUACCGUUUUGAAGAUAUAUGCAAGGAGAGCUAUUGUAAUGUUCUCAGAGUAUUUUACCUCUCAAUUUCCCUUCGGGUGCAGCUUGAUGUGUAAAACCGAUAAUGUUUUUGACACCUUUGGUUGUGUAGGCAUGCAUGGAAAUUGAACCAGUUUACGAACAAGAGACGAACCACCUACUGAAGCAUAAUUGAGGAUGCGAACCAAAAAAUAAGUCAAUUAUACAACUCCUUGAUAUCAACUGAAUAUGAUUUUUUACAUUUCAUGCAAAUUA
Molecule: messenger RNA, 2039 nt
Organism: Anopheles funestus (African malaria mosquito)
Lineage: Eukaryota; Metazoa; Arthropoda; Insecta; Diptera; Culicidae
Product: potassium/sodium hyperpolarization-activated cyclic nucleotide-gated channel 1-like
Exons: 8
Coding region: 1-1743 (580 amino acids)
Source: RefSeq, a predicted model, not a curated record